AUGAACAUGGACGACUGCACCUUGGCAACUUGCCCAAUUGACUUGGCCUAUAUCAAUUACCAGCCUAACAUCCCGGCAAAUGUCCUCUUCCUCGUCAUCUUCGGCCUUCUCCUCGCCGCACAAAUCGCCCUAGGAACAUGGUUCCGAACAUGGACAUACAUGGGGGCCAUGACCGCGGGGCUCAUCCUUGAAGUACUGGGAUACAUCGGACGAGUCAUGAUGCACAGCAACCCAUUCGACUUUAAUGCAUUCCUUCUAUACCUCAUUUGUCUCACGAUUGCCCCGGCCUUCUUCACCGCCGCCAUUUACAUCUGCCUGGGAAGAAUUGUCAUCGUCUACGGGGAGGAUAUCUCCAGGAUUCGCCCGCGUACAUACACCAUCCUCUUCGUCACUUGCGAUAUCAUCGCUCUAGUCCUACAAGCAGCCGGCGGCGCCAUUACCUCCAUCGCCGACUCAGACCAAAAAAGCCUCAGCGAUACCGGUGUCAAUAUCAUGAUUGCAGGAUUGGCUUUCCAGGUCGCCUCGUUGACGCUGUUCAUUGUGCUCGCUUCGGAAUUCGCCCUGCGAGUGCGCCGCAGCUCAGAAGAUAUGAAGAAUGCGUCUACAGCAUCUGUUCGCAGUGGUUUGAAAUGGAAGAUGUUCCUUCUGAGUCUUGCCAUUGCCGUUUUAACGAUCUUCACUCGCUCGAUCUUCCGUGUUGCGGAGCUGAAAGGUGGAUUUAACAGUGAUCUGGCUAAUGAUGAAAUUUCCCUGAUGAUUCUUGAGAGCACUAUGAUUGCCAUUGCGUGCAUUUGUAUGACCGCCGCUCACCCAGCAGUUGCCAUGGGCCGGCGAUGGGGGGAACUCUCGGCGAAGCCGCGUCGUGGAGUCGUUUCGUCUAAGGCGUCGCACGCUUCAUCAGAAAUUGAGAUGAUGAAUGCUUAA
Aspergillus alliaceus is the source of this 924-nucleotide messenger RNA. Its product is annotated as RTA1 domain-containing protein. The coding region runs from base 1 to 924 and encodes 307 amino acids. NCBI's taxonomy places the organism in Eukaryota, Fungi, Ascomycota, Eurotiomycetes, Eurotiales, Aspergillaceae. The transcript is spliced from 3 exons. The record is from RefSeq and is a predicted model, not a curated record. Gene Ontology annotation, cellular component: fungal-type vacuole; plasma membrane.